CUGCAUAUAUUUUGUAUUAUGAUACUUGCUACAGCUGUUUCUUGCCAUGUAUGUCUUGACUACGCCAUUUUCUUGCCAUUCAAAGGCUACGUGGUGGAGGAAAUGAUGCAGGUUCUCAUGGUGAAGAAAAAGCAGGCCAUUAUGCUUGAGCGUGGUCACGACGUUACGAGCCUGCAAGCCUUGGGGAAACGCUCGGUUGGUCGUCGCCGACACGUUCUCACCCUCGGGCGCGCGCUAUCGGCACUCCAAGCUCACUCUGUCGACAAGUGGGAAACGUUACAGGGCACAGGAGUCUCGAUUCUGAGGCAGAAAUGUGUGGAAAAGAAAGGUAGGAGCCUCGAGAGAGGGAUUCUGCUUGCGUUAAGAAGACGGCUCACGAGCUUAGAUUCUACUUCUCAGGCAUAGUAGUAGUAUAUGCAGGUAUCUUAUGUGCCCUGACGAGGUGAUCAUAUGACCAAGUAGCAGACAGCAGUAAUCCCUGAUGAAGUAACGCACAGGCACAGUUAGGUGACGUCCGGAUAAGUUUACUGUAUGUCAUGGUGCUUGACAUGACUGUUUCCUUAGAUCUACUAGCAUAGCUCAAGGACGAGAUGUACUGCUUAAACCUUGGAUUCACUUAUGAUGUUGAUAUGUAACGAGCUCUUCUGCGAGGCUGUCGCGGAGAAAGGCCGGAAAGCACAGUCAGAGCAGGAGUAACAAAAGUUGGUGACAAACAAUAAUGCUGGGGUUUAGCUAUCAGGUGACUUUUUGGUACGAGCUCCUAAAACCAACACACAGCUUCCUGAACCUACUCAAAAAGACUUGGUUUUGGUUGCACAGUGGUACUCGAUGUUAGCAGUCUUCUCUUUAUGGAGACUUUUGCUAACAUAACGAUGCAUGGCGCUCCAAAGCAUAGAGAGAGGGAGGGUCCAAUACUCGUAUAAACGUGUUUAUGAGGUUGACGUCUGAGAG
Messenger RNA from Musa acuminata subsp. malaccensis (wild Malaysian banana), 951 nucleotides. Its product is annotated as receptor protein kinase-like protein ZAR1. Gene Ontology annotation, molecular function: ATP binding; protein kinase activity; protein binding. The record is from RefSeq and is a predicted model, not a curated record. NCBI's taxonomy places the organism in Eukaryota, Viridiplantae, Streptophyta, Magnoliopsida, Zingiberales, Musaceae. Gene Ontology annotation, biological process: protein phosphorylation.